GUGAUAAGCAAGUGCUCGCUCUGCUCGGGGAGGUCGGUAUAAGUACGGGCGCGUCUUCUCUGCUUCGUCUCCGUGUGUGCACCGCGAGCACGCACGCAGCUCCGGCCUCAGGCAACCGGACGUCCAGUACCUUUCCGGCUGGUCUGAAGAUGGAGGAGGGCGCCAGCGCCACCGCAGCGAGCAAUAUGGGCGAGAAGCGUGUGGCCGCCGCCGUCGUCGUGCCCGGCCCCGACGUGGCGCCGCCGCCGACGACCAACGCUGCCGCCGGUGCGGAUGAGAAGGCGGCCGACGAUCUGCCGGCGCCAGCCGCAUUGUCCGACUGGCCUAGGAGGAUGGGGCUCUACCUCUUCGUCAUGAACAUCAGGAGCGUCUUCAAGCUUGACGAGCUCGGAUCGGAGGUGUUGCGCAUUGCCGUGCCGGCGUCGCUGGCCCUGGCGGCAGAUCCGCUUGCUUCCUUGGUAGACACAGCGUUCAUCGGCCGCUUAGGUUCGGUGGAGAUAGCUGCUGUUGGUGUUUCAAUAGCCAUAUUUAACCAAGUAUCCAAAGUUUGCAUCUACCCCCUUGUUAGCGUUACAACAUCAUUUGUCGCUGAAGAAGAUGCUAUCAUCACCAAAUGUAUGGAGGAAAACAACAGCCAUGACCUGGAGAAAGCUUCUCCUGUGGAUUCAGAAACCAACAAUCUGCCUGUAUCUGGUCCUGAUAAGGUAGAGUGUGUCAAUUCGUGUAUUCCCACAGAGUGUACUGAUCUCUCUGAUCAAGGGUGCAAGAGAAAGUAUAUACCUUCUGUGACAUCAGCAUUAGUAGUUGGCUCAUUUCUUGGGCUGCUUCAGGCUGUCUUCCUGGUGUUUUCAGCAAAAUUUGUAUUGGGAAUCAUGGGUGUCAAGCAUGAUUCACCCAUGCUAAGGCCUGCAGUUCGCUACCUAACAAUCAGAUCACUUGGUGCUCCAGCCGUAUUGCUGUCUCUGGCCAUGCAGGGCGUUUUCCGUGGUUUUAAGGACACAAAGACACCACUAUAUGCUACUGUGGUUGGAGAUGCAGCAAACAUAAUACUAGACCCAAUUUUGAUGUUUGUUUGUCAUAUGGGUGUUACCGGCGCAGCUGUUGCUCAUGUCAUUUCUCAGUACCUGAUAACUAUGAUACUGUUGUGCCGGCUCGUCCGACAAGUUGAUGUUAUCCCACCUAGCCUUAAAUCCCUCAAAUUUGGGCGGUUUCUUGGAUGCGGAUUCCUGCUGCUUGCAAGGGUUGUAGCAGUGACUUUCUGCGUCACACUGGCGUCGUCGUUAGCCGCUCGCCAUGGACCGACCAUCAUGGCGGCUUUCCAGAUCUGCUGCCAGCUCUGGCUUGCCACAUCUCUUCUUGCUGAUGGACUGGCUGUCGCUGGACAGGCAGUUCUUGCAAGUGCGUUCGCCAAGAAUGAUAAAGGCAAGGUUGUUGCUGCGACAUCUCGUGUACUGCAGCUGAGCAUUGUUCUUGGCAUGUGUCUCACCGUCGUGCUUGGGGUUGGCAUAAAGUUAGGUGCUGGCAUUUUCACGAAGGACAUAGACGUGAUCGAUGUCAUUCAUAAAGGCAUCCCUUUUGUCGCUGGCACACAGACGAUAAAUUCCCUGGCGUUCGUGUUCGAUGGCAUCAACUUCGGAGCAUCAGACUACACAUACUCCGCUUACUCCAUGGUUGGUGUGGCUGCUAUCUCCAUACCCUGCCUAGUAUACCUUUCUGCUCAUAACGGAUUCAUCGGUAUAUGGAUCGCAUUAACGAUCUACAUGAGCCUGAGGACCAUAGCUAGCACUUGGAGGAUGGGGGCGGCAAGGGGGCCAUGGGUGUUCCUCCGGAAGUGAUGGGUUUUUUCAUGGUGGCCAUUGAUUAGUAAUUCCGCAGCAUUUUGCUGGGUAGAUAGCCAUGCAUACUUGCUCUCAUGUAAUUAAGAAUAAGUACAGUUUUAGCGUAUGUCGUGGUGCCGAGUUAUAUCUGACAUAUU
Messenger RNA from Oryza brachyantha (malo sina), 1975 nucleotides. Its product is annotated as protein DETOXIFICATION 42-like. Gene Ontology annotation, biological process: transmembrane transport. Lineage: Eukaryota; Viridiplantae; Streptophyta; Magnoliopsida; Poales; Poaceae. The record is from RefSeq and is a predicted model, not a curated record. Bases 150 to 1835 code for a protein of 561 amino acids. The transcript is spliced from 13 exons. Gene Ontology annotation, molecular function: xenobiotic transmembrane transporter activity; antiporter activity. Gene Ontology annotation, cellular component: membrane.